Erpetoichthys calabaricus (reedfish) is the source of this 11308-nucleotide messenger RNA. It is a transcript of the gene fyco1a, whose product is annotated as FYVE and coiled-coil domain autophagy adaptor 1a. Gene Ontology annotation, biological process: plus-end-directed vesicle transport along microtubule; positive regulation of autophagosome maturation. Gene Ontology annotation, molecular function: metal ion binding. The coding region runs from base 172 to 4779 and encodes 1535 amino acids. NCBI's taxonomy places the organism in Eukaryota, Metazoa, Chordata, Cladistia, Polypteriformes, Polypteridae. Gene Ontology annotation, cellular component: lysosome; late endosome; autophagosome. The record is from RefSeq and is a predicted model, not a curated record. The transcript has 19 exons.
AGCAGACUAGGUUGCGCUGUAAACUAAGCGAUUGAAGAAUCUUCCACUUUUUGAGUUCCAAUUUAUUAUGCUACCAAAUGCACCCUGCACUUUACAGAUAAUCAGGAAAUAUUUUACCACUCCCUAAACUGGAGGACUUCAGAGCAGUCUGGCAAACACACAUACUGAAAAAUGGCCGCAUCUGUAGGAGAAAGCCAGCUACAAAGAGUUAUCAGAGAUCUUCAUGAUGCAAUUGCAGAGCUCUGUAAGGAGUAUACAGAAAACGGAGAACCAAUCACCGAUGACAGCACCAGUCUUCACAAAUUUUCAUACAAACUGGAAUAUUUGUUGCAGUUCGAUCAGAAAGAAAAGACUACAUUUCUUGGAACCAGGAAGGAUUACUGGGAUUAUUUUUAUGACUGUCUGGCUAGGACAAAAGGUGCUAAUGAUGGAAUCCGCUUUGUAAAGUCUAUCCCUGAGAUUAAAACUUCUCUUGGUAAAGGAAGAGCCUUUAUUCGAUAUUCACUAGUCCAUCAGAGAUUGGCAGACACACUUCAGCAAUGUUUUAUGAAUGCUAAAGUGACAAGUGAUUGGUAUUAUGCAAGAAGUCCAUUUCUGAAACCAAACCUUCACUCGGAUGUUGUAAACCACCUGUAUGAACUAAAUGAAGUUCGCUUUGAUGUUUCUUCAAGAGGAUAUGACCUUGAUGCUGCAUGGCCCACAUUUGCAAGAAGAACAGUAGGAUCAUCAAAUUCUCCUGCUCAUCUUUGGAAACCUCCUAGCCGCAGCUCCAGUAUUAACAGUCUGUCUAGCAGCUAUUCACAGGCUAAUGAAUUUCCUUCAAGUCCUGAUUUCAACAACAGUUUAUUGAGCGAGCCAGUAAGUGUGAUUGAUGAAUUACGACUUGAGCUUGAUCAGUCUGAACUGAAGCAACAGAAGCUUCAAGAUCUGGUUCAUCAACUACAACUGGAGAAAAAGGAAUUGGAAGAAAUUGGCAAACACAAAGACAAUACUGCAAAUAUUGAAGAUAUAAAGAUUUCUACUGCAUUACAAGAGAACUCAAAAUUAAAGAAACUGGUUGAAGAUCUUAAAAAACAGCUCAGUGAUAUGCAGGAAUGCAGCAAGAUGAACUCACGUGAAAAACAGUACCAAGAAACUAUUACACACCUUGAAAUAAAUAAUCAGGAACUUUUGAACAAGUCAAAAACAAUAAACCAAGAGCUAGAAUAUUUUAAAAAUUCUCAGACACUAAAGGAUAAUUUAAAUGCUGAUCUGGAGACUAAGCUCUGUAGAGCAGAACAAAAAAACUUAGAACUUCUGGAUAAACUAGAGUCAUUCCUAAAUCAGAAAGGGCAGGAAGCAUCUAGCCAGUUUGACACUGCACAGAAGAUCCAUGAACUUCUAACUGAUCUCAAUGAAACUGAGAAAGAAAAGACUGAACUACAGAAAGAAACCAAUGAACACAGGAAUCUCAGUGAAAGACUAACUGAUGAUCUUAAGCAAAAAGAGGACAUGUUGCAAAAAACAGAAAUAAAGCUGUCCAGUCUCACAGCAGCAUUUGAAGCUCAAGAAAGGCAGUUAGCUAUGGAAAAUGAGGAUUUAAAAAAAGCUAUGGAAAAGCAUCAAGGGGCUUUAGCAGUAAAGGAAAAGGAAGCUAGCAAUUUACAAAUGCAGCUUCAGGAUUUGCAAAAGCAUGCUGAUAUGAUAGAAGGGCAGUACUAUGAUAAGGAAAAAUCACUCAAGGCAGUGUUAGAGGAGCAGAGAGAAAAAAAUGGAAAUCUGGAAGGGCAGAUAGAGACCCUCACAGAAGACCUAAAUACCAGAAGAAAAGAUUUGUGCAGUAUCACUAAAAACUGCAAGAAUGUAGAAGAGCGUAACAUGAUAUUAAAUAAUGAAAAAUCCAGUUUAACUGAACAAAUUACAAAGCUAAAACAAAGCAUUAAAGAAUGUAUGAUUAGUUUAGAGCAACAUAAAAGUGAAUGUACAAAUUUAAAAUCAGAAAAUGAAAAACUUGUGCAGGAGACAAAGAAAUUGAAGGAAUCAAAUAAGGAUCUUAAAGAGGUUAAAGCAUUACAUGAUAAUGAACUAGCAAGCUUGAGAGCAUCAGAGAAACAUUUGAGGAAACAGAUAGAUGAUGCUUUGGUUACAGUGGAUGAAAAAGAAGUGAAACUUAGAGAAGAAAAUAAAAACUUAGAUGAAAAGUAUCAGAAAGCUUUAAUGCAAAUUGAAGAGUUAAAAGAAAUGUUAAAGAAUAUGGAAAAUGAAAAUAAUGAACAAAGGAAACAGAAUAUCGAUCUAAAAGACAAUUUGUCCUUUCUUCAAAUACAGCAUGACAAUACUAAACAGCACAUUUCAGACCUAGAAAAUGAAAUUUCUGUUUUAAAAAUGAAUGAAAAUGUAUUGGAACAGAAGUUGCAGGCAAAGCUUGCUUUGUUAGAUGAAAGUGAAAAAACAAGGGAAGAGGUUUUGUGCAAAAUGGACAAACAAAGGAAGGAGUAUCAAAGAGAAAAGGAGAAUCUGGAAAGUGUUUGUCAGCAGCAGUCAAAAGUAGUUGAACAUUUAACAUCAGAGAAAGUUUCCUUAGAGAAGGAGCAACUACAACAGUCAGAAAAUCAGGCCAAGAAGGUUCAGGAUUUAGACUCACAACUGACAAUUACUCAAAGUCAGUUAGAGGUAAAUUUCAGUGAAAUAACAAGAUUGCAAACAGAUGUGAUUGAACACAGAGCAAAGCUUCAAAAAUCACUUGAAGAAAAUGCACAAGUACAAGCAAAGUUGGAUAUCACUGAAACAUCUCGGGAAGAAUUUAAAACUUUAACUGAGCAGCUGAAGAUGGAAACUGAGUCACUUACAAGAAACCAUAUCCAAGAACUAAUGGAAUACAAGGAGAAAAAUGAGAUGCUCUCAAAAGACAAGGAAGCUUUAAUUCAAGACAAAGCUGAAUUAGAAGCUAUAGGUAUAGCUCUUAAAGAGCAGAUGAAGGUGAUUAAGGAAUACUCUGAAAAGUCAGAGUUAGAAAGUACAGAGAAUAAAGAUCUGCUACACAGAGCCAAUACAGAAAUGGCUGAACUUGGUAUUCAGAUUUGCACAGUCACUUCUGAAAAAGAAGAAGCUGAGCAAAAAAUAACAAGUUUUGUUCAUCAGCUUGCGAGUCUGAAAGAAAGCACAGAUAAAGAAGUAGGAAAGUUAAAUGCCAGUUUAGCUGCUGUAACAAUGGAAAAUAAAAGUCUGAAAGAGGAGCUCAUACAAUGUGAAAAACUGGCAGCAACUACCAUGGAUUUACAGGAAAAACUGGAAAAAGCAGAAAAAAAUGUGGAAAGCAUUCAGAUAUCAAGCAGUGAGGAGAUCAUUGCUUUGAAGUUUCAAAUGAGCAGCGAGAUAAUAAAUUACCAAAAUAAAAUUAAGGAGCUAAGUGAAGAAUUAGAACAUACCAAAGAUCAUCUGAAAGAAGAGAAAAAGAAAUCCUUAAGUUUGGAUGCAGAAAUGUCAGAGUUAAAGCUGCAAAACAUGGAUGUUUCUAAUCAGCUAGAUAUCAAAAUUGAGCAGAUGAUAAAAUCUGAACAAGUGUGUCAGGAAAAUGUUGAAGAAGUCCAUUCUUUAAAAGAUAUACUGGCAAGAACACAGAAGGAGUUGGCAGAUUCACAAAAACAGAACCAAGAGUGCUAUGAUCAGCUGGAGAAAAUGUUAGCUGAAAAACAAAAUGAUGAAGUUAAACUUCUUGCAGAAAUUGAGGAUCUGAACAGAACCAAAAAAACCCUAGAGGAGCGUCUCAUUGAAUUAAUUAGAGAAAAGGAUGCCCUGUGGCAGAAAUCAGAUGCCCUGGAAUAUGAACAGAAGAUUCGUGCUGAAGAGCGAUGGCUUAUAGAUAGAGAGGUUAAUCAUUGUCUGGAUUGUCAGAGUCAGUUUACUUGGUUGCUGCGAAGACACCAUUGCAGGCUUUGUGGCCGAAUAUUUUGUUAUUACUGCAGCAACAAUUUUGUCAUGACCAAACACAGUGGAAAGAAGGAGCGCUGUUGCAGAGAGUGCUACAUUCAGCACAGUGCUGUUGUUGAAAGGCUUAACAGCCCUGAAGUAGAAAAUCAGCUUGAUUGUCUUGCUGGAUCGUCCUUACUUGAAGAUCGUAUUGUAGUUCAACACAGCCCAAGUGUUACAGUUACCGACAGGGAUGAUUCAAGACCAGAUGAUGCAACAUUUGAUAUUAUCACAGAGGAAGAGGUCAGCAUAAUUCAGAGUGAUUCUAUGUCACCAGCUUCAGAUGACAUACUGAAUGACCAGGCAGAUCUCUUUCCACAGUCAUCAAAUGAACUAAACUCAAACUCAAAUUUCACUUCUUCAAAUGAAAUAGAGGAGCAGAUAUCAACUGUACAGGAUGCAGAAGUAAAUUUGCUCAAGUCUGGAGAGUUGACGUACAAGAUCCCCAUGAAUGUUGAAGAUAUAUCACGUUUUGGAGAUGGCAACAGAGAGCUUUUUAUUAAGUCUAGCUGUUACAGCAUCAUUCCUAUUAUUGUCAAUGAAUCUGGAACCACAAUCAGCUGGGUGUUUUCAUCUGAACCAAAAAGCAUCUCCUUUAGUGUAGUCUAUCAAGAAUCUUUGGAAGCUCCUGUGGAAAAAAGUAAGGUUUUAAUCCCACUAACUCGAUGCAAUGCCCAUAAAGAAACCAUACAAGGCCAGCUAAAAGUGAGAAAUCCUGGUGCUUAUCUUCUUAUUUUUGAUAACUCAUUUUCCAGGUUUGUCUCCAAAAAGGUUUUUUACCACCUGGCGAUUGAGAAGCCUAUAAUCUAUGAUGGAAGCGAUUCUCCAUAAAGUAACACCAGUUUGUAUGCUGAUUAUUAGUUUACACUUUUUAAAGUUCUGAGUGUGUUUAGAGUGAAAGUGAAGUGCAUAAAAUAUUAUCUAUAUUUAGAGUCUAGAUUAAGUGAUAGUUUUUAAGGUUGGUGUUUAUUUAUGCAAAGCAUUUACUGUUAUGAUAUUUAGUAAUCAUUUAAACUUUUUCAAUUGAGAGUAAAAUUGUGCACCUGAGUGCUGUAAAUUUUUAAAGGUGUUUUUAAAAGUAGAUACUAACCCACACUUUAUAUAUUUAUAUAGAUUUUUUUCAACCAAAAAUAAACUGCACUUUUUAAGAAUGUAUAAAUAUGAAAACUACCAAACAUAGACAUACAAUGAAAUAUAUGUAGUAAUUUAUAAUACUUCAAAAUCUGCAUUGGGCUUAAUUAUGCUAUAGCAGACAAGAUUGUAUUUCCAUUUUGAGUUUAUCAAAAAGAGAAUACAUUUUUAGAAUCACCUUUAUUUUAUCCUUGUUCUCCUCCAAAAUUAUUCAACAGUUAUGUUGAACUGUUAGGGUCUUGCAUGAAUACUAUAAAGUCCUCCUCUCAGUUAAAAUUUUCCCAUUAGGUUAAUUUACUGAGGUUGUUAAGCAAGCCCAGACUAAUAAUAUGUGGAUUAUUUUAAGAAAAGUGUUCCUAAGUUUGAUGUUUAGAAAUAUGUUAACUUAAGUUCAAUUGCAUAACAGCUUUUCAUUAAUUUAUAUUAUAUGUUUAAAAAACAGAAUACUUAGAAGACUGCAUUCUUAUACCACUGAAUGUUGGGACACUAUUAAAAUAGACAUUUACUUUUGAAUAGUUAAGGUUAAAUAAAGUAUUUUAGUGCAAAAUCUUCAACAUAUAUGAUUAACUGAAUAAUAAAUUAUUUAUCACUCAUUUACACAUGUGCUAGAGACUAAACAAAACUGACUGCAGCAUUUUUGUCUGAAGCAACAUACAGAAAUCUUUAACUUUAUUUUUGUCCAGAGCUGAAAAUCAGACUGUUCUCUUUUUCUUCUUCCAUUUCUGGUGUAACACUAAAAACCACAUUGUCUUGGCAUUGCAUUUCCCAUUCAUCUGUUUAACUCAGUUUUGGUGCUCAGAGAGUAUCCCAGCAGCACUGGGUUCAGAACAGGGGCUAAUCACCAUGAACAUUCAUGUAUUCAGCAACACUCACUCACUAGAGAACAGGAAAACAAUUGACUUAAUAUGCUGCAGAAAAACUGAAUAAAGUUAAAAAAUACAUGCAGACACAGGGAGAAUGUGCACACUCCGGACAUACACUGACUGGGUCAGGAUUUGAAUUCAGUACCCUGUGGAUGUAAAGCAACACUGCUACCUCAGCAGCAGCCCACUGCACAAUGUUCCAUUUUCAUUUUAUUAAAAAAGUAUCCUCUAUACAAGCCAAUCAAUAAGUUCCUUUUGUAAACACAACUUUUAUCAGUUUUAAUUGAUACAAAAAUUUCAUUUUAGGCACUGCUCUGAAUGUUUUUUGUUGAUACUUCAAACAGUCCUUACUAAAUAGGCAACUUUUACAGUUUAUGAGAAAUAAACCUUUAUUGUGAAGUUAAAGAAUAGUUUUAUUUUACCACUACUGCUUGAUGCAAAUAUAGGUAACUGGAGUGGAUAUCCAAUAUCAUUUAACAUAGUUAAUUUUUAUCUAAUUGGUGAUCAUCAUAUUUUCCAGCAUCACCUUUUUAAAAAAAAUCAAAAAUCAGUGUAAGUAUAUUCCUUCAUUCAUUUAAAAAAUAAAAUGGGUGACUUAUCUCCAUUGUAAUAUGAAAUAUAAAGAAAAAGGUAAAGAAUAAUUGUACUUUGAAAAUAAAGAAAAUAUUAUGCUUGUUGAAAAACACUUCCCUGUUUUGUUUAAUUGACUUUAUAAUUUUAGAACCCCUCUAUUUGAUUUGUCUAUUGGUAUUACAUAUAAGGAGUACAGUACACCCCCAAAAUUCGCAGGGGUUACGUUCCUGGAGCACCCGCGAAUUGUGAAAAACCGCGAAUUUUGGAUGUGGUUAAAAAAUGCCUAUUUUUAUAGUUUAAACCCUAAAUAUGCCCCCAAAACACUUGAAUUUAAUUUCAAACUCAGCUUAAUACAUUACGUAAAAAUAAAGAGUGUAAAGAUAAACCUGUAUACUGUACUGCCAUGUCUCCCGCAGUGCUAGAAUGUAAAAUACAGAUGUUACCGCUAUAUGUACUGUAAUUCAUGCAAGCGCGUUUUCAUUGCCAGAAGCCUUAGACGGUGCAGCUUGUUUCGGUGGCAUCUUGGUGCUUUAACCGUUAAACUGCCACAUACUUGGGGGUUAAUGCAUCCCUGGACGCCAAAUACCUUUUUGCUGCACUUUAGGUAAAUGUCACAAUCAACAAAGAAAAAGUGAAAUUUUAAUGGAACACAUUUUUUUUCAUGCAAAGAGCAUCACAAUUACUGCAACACUGAUCAUUUUACACACUGCUAAUGAACUGUAAAAACUAUUUAAAAAAACUACUGGAACAAUAUGUACAAAGUGCAACUGACACCAUGGAUGUAAUGAUGCACUGAGCCAACUGCACUUAAACUGGCUGCACGAAAGCACACAGAGGUAAGCGGUGAUGCUUGCAGGCUAGUCUUAGUGCAGCUUGGGUCACAUAAUUGCACACAAACACAGGAGAUUGUAGAGACAGGAACUUUAUUCAAACACUUCAAACAAACAUGUCUCUUUCAGAAGUAAAAGGUGCUCAGCAUGCAAUUAGUUAACGAUUAAACAAUAGACAAAUAUCAUAGUAGCAGAGAAUGUCUGGGGGAGGAGAGAGAAACAAAGCAAUCAGCCAAAAAGGACAGGAAUGUUCAGACUUUUAAGUAAUCGUAGUGUUGUGCGAGAAGCCGCAAUCCAGAAGACGGUGAUUUAUUUAUUUUUAUGGUGGAGAUUCCAGCCUUGACCCAACGCCCACAUUCACAAACAGAGACAAAAACAAAACAAACCGGUAAUCAAACAGCAAAUAAAGAAUGUAAUGAAAACAAAUGAAAUAAGAAAACAACAAUACCACCCCUGUUCCCCUUACGGAGAUUACACAUUAAAUACAACAAAGCACAAAAAAACACACACAGUAAAUCAUGAAAAACGGCAAUGGAUGAAAUGUAAUGAUGAAAAUAGAUAGUCCAGAGAUCCGCACGUUGGAUGGGAAUGUACAGAUAGUCCUACCAGUAGUUCCUGAAAUGGUGAAGACAGGUGGACGGGUUCAGGAGCGCUCCUUUCUUUGCAGGAUGGCCAUGAAUCCACUUACAGUCCUCAUGUACACAGGCUGACAAUCCAGACGCACGAAACGAUCCAGGACAAAAUGAAUAAGUACAGGUAACCCAACAGAAGGCAGACAGACAGGAACUUGAAACACAAAUUACAAAAACUUUUUUUUAAAAGCCGUGCUGACAUCCUUUGACCUCAGCAGCCCCAGCACCCUUAGUAGAAGACCAGUCAGAGCCACUGCAGGGACUGCUGGGAGUUGCAGUUUCAAAUUCUAUUGGCUACUUUCACCAUCCCGGUUUUCUCUACAGCUGCUUCCUGUUCUCUCUACAGUACAGUAUUGCCACGAAAAAAGCCAUAAAAAUUGGGGAAGAUAUUUGCGUUUUCCGCUAACAUUUAUUAGUUAGGUUCUAAGGAAAAAUCCGCGAAUGACUGAGGUCGCGAACUUAGAACCGUGACUUUGUGGGGGUCUACUGUACUACAUAUAAAGAGUAAAGUGUUUUUCUUUAUAUUAUUCAUUUCAAUGGAAAUUUUCAAUUUUUAGAUUGUCUUAUACUGUCUUUAAGAUAUAUUUAUAUGUAUACAGUAUAUAUUAGGGCUGUCAAAGGUAAAGAAUUAUCAGAUGCGAUUAAAUUCAAAGGUAUAACAUUUUAUAUUUCCUUAAUUGCAUUUAGCAUGUUCACUGUUUGACACCCCUUUGCUGUCUAAGCAAAUGGUUUUCAAACUGGGGUCCACUGCCCUGGCAAGGUUGAAAUUAUUUUAAAAACUCAAUUCCAACUUUAAAGUUUGUCUUUUAAUUGCCUAGUUUUUAAAUAAAUAUAUAGGCAACAUAAACUGUUCAUCAAUUGUUACAUAAACGUUUAUUAGUGUAGUUAUACACAAUAGCAGCAGUCCUUCUAUCAGGUGGCAUGUGAGGAAACUAACACACAAACAAAAAAGAACAAAAACGGUUUAAAAAAGGGACUGUAAAAGACCGUUGGUUAUACAGAGGCCGACCCCAAAUUGCCAUGCUCAGCAGCACUUCAGUUCCACAGCUCAAUCUUAUUGUCCUCCUGCUGUGAGACUACACUAAUAUCUUGACCAUCCCCUUUCUCCUGUUCUGUGUUCACCACCUACUCACGUUAACUUCAAGGGAACAGCUCCAUUUGGCUUCUACACCUCUUUUCCAUGCACCAGGAUCAAUGGAUUCCCAUGAAAGAGAGUGUCUCAGGUAAUUGCUGUCUUUCUCACUCUAAACGCUCGCACAUGCAGGCUGCACAAGCAUGUCUGUGCCUUUCUCUUAUGUGGCCAGUCCUGCAGCAUUACAAGAUUUUUAGUUACUAAAAUAUGCAAAUCUUACAUUGCAUUAUAGUGUUAUUAAUAUUAAUGGACAGCGGAAAGCCUUUGCUUCAGACAGCUACCAAUGUUUGGUAGCCCUCAUUCUUUCUUUAAAAAUAAAUAUAGGAAUUGGCUGAAUUUAGAAGCAGAACUGUGCUUAAAGUUAUCAAAACUGGAACCCAACAUUGAUAUAAGGGUCCUAUAAAACUUAAAGACACCCAACUGUCACAGUUGACUUUUGAGUUAUUUUCCUCUUCUUUGACUGAAAGUCAUGUGUAACUUUAUUUUUUUCAUUCUUUUGAUCUGAAUUCAUUCUUUUGUAAAUUAAAAAUAUUGAAAUGUAAGGGUUUCUGUUUUAUAUUCUUUAUGAAUCCAUGUCACUGUUGUUACAUGAAAAUAAUUGAUUUAAAAGCAUUUGAUGCACAUAAGAAAAACUAAAAUCCAUACACAACCACACAAAAAAUUAUCUGUAAUCCCCAAAUGCGAUAUUAGGAGUAGUGGUGGGAGUUAACAAAUCUAGUCUAGUAAGAGUUCAGUACUUAACAAUUUAAGACUGAAAAAAAAUGGUAGAACUUCUAAAUAUUUAAUUUUCUGGAGGUGAAAUGCCAAAAAAGGUUUAAAACCACUGGCCUAGAGAUAUCAUGUGGUGUGUAAUCAAAUUAGGUGUCAAUAGUCUGUAGUAGAUGAGCAUUUGAUCUGAUUAAUAGGUCUACUCUUAUACAAAAGAACACAGUUUGAUUAAUGUUAGCAGUGAUCAAGAUCAAGAUUGUGCUGUGCACAACAGCAUUGGCUUUAUAUAAAUGGGGGCUCCGACUAGAUGGUAAAACAUUUUGGGGACCUCAUCUUAAAAGUUUGGGAACUCCUAAUCUAGACUAUUCCAUUAACUAUGUCUUAGAAUAACAACAUUAAUGAUAGUUACUUUUAAUUUAAAACUCUUCCAGAUGGUUCAAAGGACAACAUUGUCACAACUUGUAAACAUAGUGCAGGUAAAUUUAAAUAUGACAGAAGUACAACAUACUUGGCUUAUCACAUAAGAGUAAAACAUGCAUUAUGUUAAAAACUCGUAUGAUAGGCGGCAAAAUCUGUGGCAGUCGAUAAUUCAUGAAUGUACAACUUACCUUAUUUCCAUGAAUGAAGCACAAUUUAGAGUAUUAACUGCUAUUUAUUACAGAAUGGAUCUCAUCAGACUGCAUGCCACUAAAUAUAGUUGAUGAUUCAAGACUUGAGAAACAUCAUUCAGUACGGUCUGACAAUUCUUUCAUGGGACAGUUGUGUCACAUAUCAAGGAUUUAUAAAUGAAAGGCACAAGUCUUUGCAGUUUCACCAGCUAAGACAUUCUACAUUAGUGCCAUUCAAGGGGAGUGCUGGACAUUGCUGAACUACCUUGGUUAAACACACAAUUAAUCAAUCGACAUUAUGCAAUUGAUUGCAAUUAAAAAUUUUAAAGGUUCAACAGCCCUAUAUAUAUAUAUAUAUAUAUAUAUAUAUAUAUAUAUAUAUAUAUAUAUAUAUAUAUAUAUAUAUAUAUAUAUAUGUAGUUCUAAACACUAUAAUGUAGCAAUGACUUUACAACUUAACUUAAUAUACAGUGCUGCUUUAGUUUGGGAAGUGUUUUUCCUGUUUUUAAACGGUAAUUUUUGAUAUUACUUAAAAUCGUUUUAGAGGUUUGGUACAGAGUUUGUAUUGUAAAUAUGCUGUAAACAUAUUGCCAUUAUUCUAAACAAUAUUUAAAAAAAUGUCUAUGCAAUAUUGCACAUAAUGUAUAAGUAAAAACUAUAUUAAGCAGGGCCAAAACUAUUUAACUAAAGAAAUUAUGUAUAUUUUUUAUUGAGGGGUUUGCAUUUGUUCCAUUAAUUUUGUAAGUAGCAUGUCAAUAUUGAGAGUGUAAACUGUUUCCUCACUGCCUAUGCAAACAGUGUUGUUCCUUCAAUGAGCUGUUUUGGCUUUAUUUGUUUUCUUUAGCAAGAAUCAUAAUAAAGAAAAUGCUGACUAUUGUGUUUC